Messenger RNA from Aspergillus tanneri, 1059 nucleotides. RefSeq lists its product as uncharacterized. The transcript has a single exon. Lineage: Eukaryota; Fungi; Ascomycota; Eurotiomycetes; Eurotiales; Aspergillaceae. The coding region runs from base 1 to 1059 and encodes 352 amino acids. The record is from RefSeq and is a predicted model, not a curated record.
AUGUCUAUCCCAAAUAUGCUGCAAUUCCACGCCCCAGAAGUGGGAGUUACCUUCCGAGCCAGAUUGCUCAUAAGACAAAAUCCCGAUGUAGCGGACCAACUGUUGGCCCAGUUGCCAUUGCAGAGCACUCUAGGCCACGUCGUCAUCUCGGGACAGGCAAUCUGGCUGCCGACACGGAUCGUCCAUCUGGGUCGAAACAACAUGGUAAAACGGCACCCUGGAGCUGUCUACCUGAACUCUGUGGGCGGGUCACUGUGUCUAACGUACGGGACCGUCACUGAAAGUGCCCUCGUCAACAAGGUUGCCGAGGUCGUGGAAGAUGACUUCGAGGACCUCAACAGGCUGGGACAUCUAGUCUAUGAGAAAACCGUUACAUCCGCCCGGCAUACACUCUUGACGAUCCAUAUCUCGCUAAUAGACAACCCUACUCGUACUCUGAGCGAACACCAGCUGCUCGAGCUGUCUGCCAGGCUGGGCGCCUGCUACGACUGCAACUGGCGCGAUGCCAAGGAGCUCAUAGAAAUGGAGGUCGACCGCGUCUGGAUCACGAAGCCGGACGAGAUCAAAAAGAUCAGCUGGGGGAUCAUUGACAGUGGGGCCGGCAGCGGCGAGCAGUAUUUCUCUGUGAUGGUUCAUCUCAAGUCCUUUCUCUUACAUCUGGGCUGUGACGUGCUGUACCGCCUCUUGAAAGUAUCCAAGUAUGACGAGGUCCUCCUGCCGACACUGAUCCGUAUGACGCGGGAAUUUCUCGAAGAAAAUUUCAAUACUUUCGAAAUGUUAAGCGACCUGGGACUGGACAGCAUGCGCCAUGUCGGGGCAUCUUACUCCAAAGCGCUUCCAACCUUGGGGAACAAGGAAGAGUACCGCCAGCUGACGGGGGUGCUUUUCACUUAUGUCUGCCGCAUGCAUCGCUGGGUUCACUUUAUCUUUCCAUGGAAUAUUGGGGUGGCUUUCCCCCAUCGCAAGCCUGAUGAGAUCAUCUCCAUGACGACCAUGAUUAACGGUCUCCCCAGCCCAAUCUCUACUCCGUCAGCGAUAGACAAAUCUAGUUGCAUGUGA